AUGCCUCACAGCACGGAGAGCCUCAAGCUCACCAGCAACAACCUGUCCUCAAUCUCCUCUCAGGAAGGCAAGCAGACCGUAAAGGUCCCCACGUACGACCGCACCGUCGUCAAGGAGGGCAUCGUCCACGUCGGAGUCGGCGGCUUCCACAGAGCUCACUUGGCUGUCUACAUCGACCGCCUCCUCCAGAAGCACGAUGAGCGCGACUGGGCCAUUUGCGGCGUCGGCCUCCGGCCCAACGACGCCGCCAUGCGCGACGUCCUGAGCGCCCAGGACCACCUCUACACACUCAUCGAGCGCUCCGCAAAGGGCAGCAACGCCAGCGUCAUUGGCAGCAUCAACUCGUUCCUCUUCGCGCCCGACGACCGCGAGGCCGUUAUCGCCAAGAUGGCCCACCCAGACACCAAGAUUGUGUCCCUGACCAUCACUGAGAGCGGCUACUACUACAACGAGAACACGCACCAGCUGCAAUCGGAGCACCCCGACAUCCAGCACGACCUGGCCAACGAGGACCAGCCCAUCAGCAUCUUUGGCUUCCUCUACGCCGCGCUGGCUAGGCGUCACGCCAACGGCCAGAAGCCCUUCACCGUCCUCUCCUGCGACAACAUGCAGAAGAACGGCUCUAUCACCCGCUCCAUGCUCGAGUCCUUCGCCCGCCUCAAGAACCCAGAGAUCGCCGCGUGGAUCGCCGAGAAGGGCGGCUUCCCUAACGCCAUGGUCGACCGCAUCACCCCCAGUACCUCCCAGAACGACAUCAAGUCGCUCGCAGAGGUCUUUGGCAUCGAGGACGGCUGGCCCGUCGUCACCGAGCCCUUUAUGCAGUGGGUCGUCGAGGACAAGUUCUGCGACGGCCGCCCGCCCUUUGAGAAGGUCGGCGUCCAGAUCGUCGAGGGCGUCCACGAGGUCGAGCAGUUCGAGAAGCACAAGCUCCGCCUCCUCAACGCCUCGCACUCCGCCAUGGCCUACCCCGGCCAGCUCGCCGGCUUCAAGUACGUCCACGAGGUCAUGGAGCACCCCAUCUACCGCAAGUUCGUCUGGCAGAUGAUGCAGGAGGAAGUCAAGCCCCUGCUUCCCGAGAUCCCCGGCGUCGACAUUGACGAGUACUGCAACACCCUCAUGGAGCGCUUCUCCAACCCCACCAUCAUGGAUCAGAUCCCCCGCGUCGCCCUCGGCGCCUCGGGCAAGAUCCCACAGUUCAUCAUGCCCUCCAUUGCCGAGCAGAUCUGGACCACGGGCCCCUUCCGCCGCCUGUGCUUCGUCGCCGGCGCCUGGUUCCGCUACAUCAACGGUGUCGACGACGAGGGCAAGACCUUCACUGUCGACGACCCGAUGCGCGAGGAGCUCCAGGCCUUGGCAAAGGCCGGCGGCAACGACCCGCGCCAGCUGCUCAGCGUCAAGAUUCUCUUCGGUGACGACUUGCGCGGCGACCAGCGCUUCAUUGAUGAGGUCACCAAGGCCAUGGAGCUCAUCGCCAAGGAUGGCGUGAUGGCCACCAUUCCCAAGUAUGUUGAUUAA
Molecule: messenger RNA, 1515 nt
Organism: Colletotrichum paranaense
Lineage: Eukaryota; Fungi; Ascomycota; Sordariomycetes; Glomerellales; Glomerellaceae
Product: mannitol dehydrogenase domain-containing protein
Exons: 1
Coding region: 1-1515 (504 amino acids)
Molecular function (GO): mannitol dehydrogenase activity
Source: RefSeq, a predicted model, not a curated record